AUGAGGGAAACCCACAAUAUACCUCCAAUGGAACUGGAUACACAUUUGUCCAAAUUCAUGAUAGGCGUCCGGCAAAAAAAUGGUAACAAUUAUCAACCAAGUGUUUUACGAGGGAUGCUGGGGUCCUUUGAGCGAUAUCUCAAAAGACACAGGUAUGGCACUAGUCUCGUCUCAGGAUAUGAAUUUUCCAAAACACGUGAAGUAAUGCAGGCUAAACAAAAGGAGUUGAAAAGGCAGGGCAUGGGUAACAAGCCUUUUGCAGCAGAUGCCAUCACUAACAGUGACAUUGAUUUGUUAUACAAAACUAAACAACUGGGCUGUUCCACACCUGCAUCGUUGAUAAAUACACUGUGGAUGAACAACACUACACAUUUCGGAAUGAGAGGUGGUGGGGAAGAACACAGGGCACUGUGCUGGGGUGACAUCCAACUCCAUUAUGACAAUGACUUGUGUUUAGAAUAUAUUGUUCAUAACGAAAGGCAAACCAAAACACGCACAGGUGAAGACACGAAUAAUACACGAAACGGUCAACCAAGAAUGUAUGAAACCCCCAACAACAAAGAACGGUGCCCUGUUACAGCGUAUAAACAAUACAGCGACAAACGUCCAUCAAACUUUUCCGCACCCCAGCAUCCAUUUUAUUUAGCGACGAUUACUCAUGUCAACAACCCUACCCUUGAUGAUCAAUGGUUUANACCAGGGGUCGACGACAACAAACGCCUAACAAACACCAGCGCACGUAAACAUUUGUGUCAGACACUUUUGGAGAACGAUAUUCCCGACACACAAGCUGUCAUGUUUACCGGACACAAAAACAUUCAGUCACUGAACAAUUAUCGCGUCAUUACGAACAAAAAACAGCACGAAAUUUCGUCUUUGUUGACGAAUGCAUCAACGACAACAGUUGCAGAAUCGCAUUCACAAUCGCUUACCACGUUUAGCUCGUCUGCCUCGAGCAACCGUCCCGCGAUGGCGGCUGACAAAACUUCCAACGUGUCCACGUGUGCAUCCUCGUUAGAGUCAAUUUUCCACAAUUCCAGCAUUUACGGUGGAACAUUCAAUAUACACGUCCAUGAUAAUUCCAAUGAUGGAAACAAACAACAUCCACGAGCUCGGAGGGCUAUCAUCUAUAGCGACAGUGAUGAAGAAUGA
Molecule: messenger RNA, 1152 nt
Organism: Mizuhopecten yessoensis (Yesso scallop)
Lineage: Eukaryota; Metazoa; Mollusca; Bivalvia; Pectinida; Pectinidae
Product: zinc finger MYM-type protein 2-like
Exons: 1
Coding region: 1-1152 (383 amino acids)
Source: RefSeq, a predicted model, not a curated record